Aphanomyces astaci is the source of this 1141-nucleotide messenger RNA. RefSeq lists its product as hypothetical. The record is from RefSeq and is a predicted model, not a curated record. Lineage: Eukaryota; Oomycota; Saprolegniomycetes; Saprolegniales; Verrucalvaceae. The coding region runs from base 29 to 640 and encodes 203 amino acids. The transcript is spliced from 4 exons.
UGCAAAUUUUGAAGUGCUCAACGACAGAAUGGGGUCCGACCAAAGCAAGCCAACGCAACCACCGCGACCAGUCCGAGCUGCCGCUGCCGCUCCCCAACAAACAUUCCGAGCCAUCCCAGACACAUACGAGACGUAUGAGCAACUGCAGGCGGCGUUGCGUCAUUCGGGGUUGGAAUCCUCGAACCUCAUCCUGGCCAUCGACUACACCAAGUCCAACACGUGGACUGGCCAGCGCUCGUUUCAAAACAAGUGCCUCCAUGACAUCGACCCGACCAACCAAGUGUGGAACCCGUACCAAUCUGUGAUCCACAUCCUUGGACGAACGCUGGAAGCAUUUGACGACGACAAGUUGAUUCCUGCGUUUGGGUUUGGCGAUGCCACCACGGGCGGGCGAGCCUGUUUCCCAUUUCUCACGAACGGCGACGUGUGCGUCGGCUUCGAUCAAGUGCUGCAGCGAUACAACCAGAUCACACCGGGUAUUGUCUUGUCGGGACCGACGAACUUUGCGCCCGUCAUCCACGAAGCUAUCCGCGUGUGCCAAGCCGAGCGCUCGUACCACAUCCUGGUCAUCGUCGCAGGUUCAUCCAGCUCCCAUGCGAUGAUGUCAUGUCCGUAUGUGAAAUAUGCGAUACUGCUGUAGAUGGACAAGUCACAAGCGAGCGCGAAACCAUUGAAGCCAUCGUCGCCGCGUCCAACUUUCCGCUUUGUACGCACUGACUCCUACAUAUAUACUAACUUGCGAUCUUGUUCGUGUGUAGCCAUCAUCAUGGUGGGCGUGGGCGAUGGGCCUUGGGUAUGUAUGCUCUCUCUUUGCAUCAAUGCGACCUUUGUGCUCAUGUUCUCGUAGGACACGAUGGAAAAGUUUGACGACCAACUGCCUUCCCGCCGCUUCGACAACUUUCAGUUCGUCGAGUACGCCAAGAUGCUUCGGUUCAACCGCGUGAACCCGGAAGUGGGCUUUGCCACAGCGGCCCUCAUGGAAAUCCCAGAGCAGUACAAACUCAUCCGCAAACUAGGCAUGCUCUGAGAUAAUAUAACCACGGGAUGCUCGUGUAUAUAUAUAAUUCCACGGGUGUAGGGUGUCAGGAGUAGUACUGACAUUCAUACCUGUGGGGGAUGCAAAUCUCUGAACUAAGUGAAG